Vitis riparia (riverbank grape) is the source of this 2723-nucleotide messenger RNA. RefSeq lists its product as uncharacterized. The coding region runs from base 252 to 2363 and encodes 703 amino acids. The record is from RefSeq and is a predicted model, not a curated record. The transcript is spliced from 6 exons. Gene Ontology annotation, biological process: intracellular signal transduction. Lineage: Eukaryota; Viridiplantae; Streptophyta; Magnoliopsida; Vitales; Vitaceae.
ACUGAGGCAUGGGAAAAGGAAAAAACAACUAGCGUAUCUUCCCAUCCUUCUAUCCCCACAUCACGACGACCACGUCGUCUUUUGACUCCUUCUCCUCCCUCGAUUCCCUCCAAUUCUCCUCCAUUUAAUCUCUCCGAUUUCUCCGUUCCCCUCCAUUGCUUUCUUCGCUUUGGGUUUCGGCAGUUUUGUCGUUUUUUUUUCUCAUUUCUGAUUUUAUUUCCUAAAUUUUUUCUUUUUUUUUUUUGGCGGAAAUGGGUUCACUGAACGGAGAUGGAAUCGCUGGCUAUGACAUGGCUGGAGAAUAUGAAAGAAAGGGCGAGAAAAAUAGUAAAGAGGAUAUUUCAGGUGGAUACGUUUGCGAAAAUUUCUCCAGUUCCGAGAUUUUCUCAGACGGGGGAGGUUUGAAUUCCGAUGAUAGUGGAAAACAGGAAGCAAAGCGAUGUCCGUUGGAUAUGAUAAAAGAUUCACAGGAAGCUAUGGAAUUUGAUCAACAAUUCUCUGAAAUCGAGAUCGAGAAGAAACACGUACCUGUUGAAGAUCGUCAGGACAUGUCUGCAAUGACGGAAAAUUUGAAUGAAGUUCAAAAUGUUCCAUUAGAGGACCUUGGCUCCGGUGCUGAUACAGCCGUUAGCUCCGAAACCAACGGCGAUGAACAGAUCAUUCCUCCUCAUUCGCAGCUACCAAAGCCAGAGGCACCACCGGGACUCUUGAAUCCUCCAUCGAUGGAAGAUUAUUAUCGAGUAGAGCGAUCGCAGUCCUUAACGGAGAACUUGCCAGCAAUUGGUAAAUACAUCCGAGACCGGAGCAAUAGCUUAUCGGCGGCAAUCGUCAAGCGGAUAUCGUCUUUCAAAGAGAGCGAUGAAUCGAAAUCGAAGUGGAAUAAUGUGACAGAGUUCAAUCUCUCGGGACUCAAGGUGAUCGUGAAGCAGAAGGAUGAAAACAGAGACUUCGCGCUCAAAGGUCGAAUCAGUUUCUUUUCCAGAUCGAAUUGCAGGGACUGUACUGCGGUUCGAUUGUUCUUCAGAGAGAAAGGUCUUAAAUUCGUGGAAAUCAACGUCGAUGUGUAUCCGUCGAGAGAGAAAGAGCUGAUGGAAAGAACUGGGACGUCGUCCGUACCACAGAUUUUCUUCAACGAGAAGUUCUUUGGAGGUCUGGUGGCUCUGAAUUCGCUUCGGAACAGCGGGGACUUUGACCGUAGGCUGACGGAGAUGCUCGGGAGGAAAUGCCCCGACGACGCUCCAGCACCACCGGUGUACGGUUUCGACGAUUACGAGGAAGAUACCACCGACGAGAUGAUCGCGAUAGUUAGGGUUUUGCGGCAAAGACUGCCAAUUCAAGACCGUCUGAUGAAGAUGAAAAUCGUGAACAACUGCUUCGCCGGCGCUGAGAUGCUGGAGGUGAUGAUACAGCACUUCGAUUGCGGCAGGAAGAAGGCCAUUGAGAUUGGGAAGCAGUUGACUAGGAAGCACUUCAUUCAUCAUGUCUUCAGGGAACAAGAUUUUGAGGAUGGAAAUCAUUUCUACCGUUUCCUUGAGCAUGAGCCUUUUAUUCCUAGAUGUAUCAAUUUUAGGGGAUCAACAAAUGACAGUGAGCCCAAAACCGCUGCUGCAGUUGGCCAAAGGCUCACCAAGAUAAUGUCCGCAAUUCUUGAGUCCUACGCCUCUGAUGACAGGCGCCAUGUUGAUUAUAUGGGAAUUAGCAACAGUGAGGAAUUCCGGAGAUAUGUAAAUUUGGUUCAGGAUCUUCACCGGGUAGACAUCCUAGCACUCUCAACAGAUGAGAAACUGGCCUUCUUCUUGAACCUGUACAAUGCCAUGGUCAUCCAUGCAGUGAUUAGAGGAGGGCGUCCAAAUGGGGUCAUUGACAGGAGAUCCUUCUUUUCUGACUUCCAGUACCUUGUAGGAGGCAAUGUCUACUCCCUCAACACAAUUAAAAACGGGAUCCUCAGAAAUAAUCGGAGAUCGCCAUACUCCUUAAUGAAACCCUUCAGCAAUGCUGACAAGCGCCUAGAGCUGGCCCUUCCAAAAGUGAAUCCAUUAAUCCAUUUUGGACUCUGCAAUGGAACAAGAUCAAGCCCCUCGGUCAGGUUCUUCUCACCCAAAGGGGUUGAAGCAGAACUAAGAUGUGCUGCAAGAGAGUUCUUCCAGAGGGACGGGAUAGAGGUGGACUUGGACAAAAGGACAGUCCAUCUUAGCCGGACCCUCAAGUGGUUCAAUGCAGAUUUUGGACAGGAGAAAGAGGUCCUCAAGUGGAUCAUGGAUUACUUGGAUGCAACUAAAGCUGGUCUGUUAACUCAUCUGUUGAGCGAUGGAGGACCCGUUAAUGUGGCAUACCACAAUUAUGAUUGGUCCGUGAAUUCCUGAAUUCCCAAAUUGAUCCCUAGUUCAUUCUCAUGGUUUGGACAUGGCAGUGUGUGAAGCAUUUUAUAAUAGGAGUGCCUAAACUGGUGAGAUUGAUCUUCUUUAUUAUGUAAAUAUUGUAGAUUUUGAAAACCCUGAUCAUUGUGGCCCUAAGAAGAGGCUUCAGAAGUUAAAAGAAAGUAUAUUUUAUAUUUUUCCUUUUAGGCGUUAUAAUCCAAGUGUCUGUUUUUCUUUCUUUCAUUUUUUUCCCGGUUGUAGAGAAGGCGUGUAUCUUGGUUGAGUUUGAGGAAACUAACUCCAACCCAACUCAAUGUUUGGGCUUAUUGAGUGGAUUUUAAGUAUCAUUUUUAAUUCUUGGAUUAA